GUCAAAGUGUCAAAGCAGAUUUUAGGUUGCAAACAUAUAUGACAUGAGAAAUGUGGGUCUCUAUAGGAUUAAUCGUCGCACUGCUGUUUAUUGCAUUAUUCCUUAAAUAUGUCUUUCGUACUUCCGGUCCGAGUCCUUUUGAUGUCGACAUGCGCGAGCCGCUCAAACCAGUGCAGCUGGAUAAAAAGGAGAGAAACAAAGUGUUAAAACAAGGCUUUUUGGCCAGUAGAGUUCCUCAGGACCUUGACGCCAUUGUGAUCGGCAGCGGUAUUGGUGGGCUGAGCAUCGCUGUUCUGCUCGCCAAGGUUGGAAAGAAGGUCCUGGUGCUGGAACAACACGAUCGUGCUGGAGGAUGUUGUCACAGCUUCUCUGAGAAAGGCUUUGAGUUUGAUGUUGGGAUCCACUACAUUGGUAAUCUAGAAGAGACAGGAAGAUUCCGCUGCAUAGUGGAUCAGCUGACCAAUGGACAGUUACAGUGGGAACCGCUGGAAAACCCCUUCGACCAGGUGGUCCUUGGUCCGCCGGAGAAUCGGCGCGUCUACCCCAUUUACAGUGGCAACACCCGUUUCCCUGAGGAACUGAAGAAGUGCUUUCCAGGAGAGGAGAAGGCCAUCGAUGAGUUCAUGAGAUUGGUUAAAAAUUGUAGCCGUGGCGUGUGGAUGGUGGUGCUGCUAAAGCUGCUCCCGUCUCCUGUGGCUAACUUCCUGGCUUAUACAGGACUCGCUAAUCGCAUGUCCUACUUCUUCUCCUAUGGCUCACGCAGCCUGAGCGAUGUGGUGAACAGCCUGACGGAGAAUAAAGAGCUCAGGGCUGUACUCUGCUACAUCUUCGGCACCUACGGAAACGCCCCAAAAGAAGCCAGUUUCUCCAUGCACAGUUUACUGGUGUGCCACUACCUGCCCGGUGCCUGGUACCCUAAAGGAGGUGCCAGUCAGAUCGCCUAUAACAUGAUCCCCAUCAUUGAGAAGGCAGGAGGAGCCGUGCUCGUCAGAGCACCAGUCAGUCGCAUCCUGCUCAACGCCGCCAACGAAGCUAUAGGGGUGAGUGUGAUGAAGGGACAAGAGGAGGUUCAUGUGCGCGCUCCAAUCGUGAUCUCAGAUGCAGGAAUCUUUAACACCUACCAGCAGCUACUGCCUAAAGAGGUGCAGACUCACGCAGCCAUUCAGAAGCAGCUGAGUAUGCUAAAGCAUGGAGAAGGCGGCCUCAGCAUCUUCAUAGGUUUGAACGGGACGAAAGAAGAGCUUGGUCUCAAAGCCGACAACUACUGGAUUUUCCCCGAGAAUAAUCUGGACGAGCUAUUCAAUGUCUACAUUAAAGGAGAAAGGGAGGAUUCGACGAAGAACAUACCUAUGAUUUUUGUCGCCUCACCAUCUGCCAAAGAUCCCACCUGGGAGCAGAGAAAGCUAGGUAAGUCUACUCUGAGUGUGGUCAGCUUCGCCCCUUACUCAUGGUUCGAGGAAUGGAAAGACGGGAGAGUCAAGAACAGAGGGGACGACUACGAAGAGCUUAAGGAGACCAUCAUCAACUCUGUUUUGGAAUUGUUAACUCAGAUUUUCCCCGAGAUCAAGGACAAGAUAGAGUAUGUUGAGGCUGGCACUCCCAUCACUAAUCAGCACUAUUUAGCAGCUCCUAAAGGAGAGAUCUAUGGCGCAGACCACAGCACUUCCCGCUUCACUGCAGAAGUCUGCGUUACCCUCAGACCAAAAACACCCAUCAAAAACCUCUUCCUUACAGGCCAAGACAUAGUUUCAUGCGGUUUUGCCGGAGCAAUCGCUGGAGCUAUGAUCUGUGGCUCUGCUGUUCUCAACCGCAACCUUUACAGGGAUAUUGAGGCCCUAAGAGAGAAACUGAACACCAACAGUAAGAAAGUCCAGUAACCAUGGCAACAUGCACUCAUCAGCAGCUGAUUGCAGAACCGGCAAGACAGCAAUGAUCAUCACUUGGUCCUCACUAAAUUAAUAUCUGCUCUGUUAAUCCCUGUUAUUUAUUUCUUUUUUAAAUCUCUACAGCAAUGCAUUUGUAUACUGUAGAACUGAAAUUUCAAUAUUUCAGUAUUGCAGAACUCUGUUUUGACACAGUGUUGAUGCAUGUAUCGACAUUACCCUAUUAUGAUUUUAGAAAGUUUUAGCAAAAAAUGUACAGGAUAUUUUUCCCAUCAAGUCAAUCAGUGGACAUGAUCAGAACAUCAGACCCAUUUAGAGUACUUGGGAUUUAACAGAAAAUAUAUCGAUCACAAAAUUUAACAGACUUAAUAACAAAGAAGUCGAAGCACUGUUAUUUUUUAUACAAACUGCCUAUAAAAAAGACACUCUUUGUAAUCACUUGCAGUAUAUUUUAAUAUAUAAAUGAAAUUUCAUACUUAGGAAUCUUUAUUUUUGCUGAAUUGGGUGUAAGGUCUGGAUGUGAUUAUACCUAUAGGAUGAUUUUUCAUGUAACCUGAUGAGCUUUGGUUCUUUUUACCUUGCAGUCCUAUUACAAGAUUUUCCCAAGGCUCAGUAUUAAGACCUCUUUCAUUCACCUUAUACACUAAAUUAAUGGACUCCGUGAUCAGAUCCCAUGACUAGACUUCUGUUUUUAUUCAUCUUCCACCCUAGUAGAUAUACGAGUGAUUGCUGCAUAUAAACACAUUAGUUGAAACCAGAUUUUAAGUCGAUUACUCAAUCUAACAAACUCCUUAUAGUCUAUCCAACAUUCCUAACUUAGAGACUUGGUGUGGGGCUUGAUAUCUCUAACCACAUUACACUCUAUUGCACUACCAGAUCAUUUUCACAACAAUCGAACACAUUCUGCUCAGAUUCUCAAAUCUUCUAAAGCUCUGCUAAGAAUAUUAAGACUGCUUCUGCUCACACACUUUAUAACCACUUACCCAAAGUCUCUCCCAUGACCCGUGUAUUGAGGUUUGUCCACUAAUCUGCCACAGCAGGACUCAAAUUGCCCUAUAAAACUAUUGCCAGUGCUGUCUUGGUGGGAGGAAUGGUGUACUCUGCCUGUCCUGUCAAUCACAGCUAAAGCAGUCUGUGGGCUGUGAGCUUUACUCUAAUUGUGCUGUGCUACACUGUGACCUAGCAUGAACAUCAAAGCAGUUGGAAUAGAUGAUCCUGUCUCUUGGAGAAAACGUGAUUUAUCAUUCAUAAACCUUUGGGAAUUGGCAGGACAUUAAAUUGGGAAGAUCGUAAGAGUAAAUUCUUCUUCAACUUCACGUUACCUGGCUCUUUAGUUAUGGAAUGGUCUUCCAUCGAUGGCUAAGAUUGAACUCUGUUCUUAACCGCACUAUCGUUUAAUGUUUAUUUACUUAUGUAGCUGUUCAAUUCUAACCAUGAUCAGACAUACAGGUGAACGAAUCAAUCAAGUAUUAACUGGACCAAACUAGUAUUUGUAUGAACCAGUAUUCAUUUGUAUACAAUGUGCUUUUAAUUUUCAAGCCUUGAAGAGUCUCUGACUGCUGUGAUUUUCUCAGUCUGAAAAGAAGCAUCUGCACAAUAACUAACUGUAAAAUAUUCAGCACUUUUAGUUAUAUUAGUUCUCAAAUGUUUUGAUCUGUGACACUUCGGGGACAUUGCACUUAAUUUUGAUCUCCUUAUUUGAAUAGUGUUUGGUGUGUUUUUUAUUCUAAAGGAAAAAAAAAACAUUCAAAUUAGUUAAAACCAUUUAUCUGAAGAUAUUGUAGUAUUUUAGUAAGAUAUUUGGUAUGAAUGCAUGCUACACUAAUCACAGCUGCCUUGUUGCUUUUGAAUACUAAAUAAAAGUUCAUAUUCAAGUAUUAAA
Tachysurus vachellii is the source of this 3765-nucleotide messenger RNA. Its product is annotated as all-trans-retinol 13,14-reductase-like. The record is from RefSeq and is a predicted model, not a curated record. Gene Ontology annotation, molecular function: all-trans-retinol 13,14-reductase activity. The coding region runs from base 51 to 1877 and encodes 608 amino acids. The transcript has 11 exons. Lineage: Eukaryota; Metazoa; Chordata; Actinopteri; Siluriformes; Bagridae.